AUGAGAUAUGUAUUGGGGCAAAGAGAUGAAACUAGUAAGAAAGAGCAUGCCAUUUACUAUUUGAGUAAAAAGUUUACGGAGUAUGAGGCCAAGUAUCCCCAAAUAGAAAAAAUAUGUUGUGCCUUAGCUUGGACUACUCGUAAACUCAGGCAGUAUAUACUCUAUCAUAUAACUCGGUUGAUAUCAAAAUUAGAUCCCCUUAAAUAUAUUUUUGAGAAACCAUCUUUAUCAGGCAGGAUAGCGAGAUGGCAGGUCAUGCUUUUGGAAUAUGAUAUUGUGUAUGUGACACAAAAGUCUAUAAAAAGGAUAGCUGAUUUUCUUGCAAAUCGAGCUAUAGAAGAUUAUAAGCCUAUGAAGUUUGAGUUUUCGAAUGAAAACUUAAUGCCAAUUUUACAAGAUGAAGUCGAAGAGCCUAUAAGAAAAGUAUGGAAGAUGUUUUUUGAUGGGGUAUCCAAUAUAAUAGAACAUGGCAUUGGGGUAGUGCUAAUAUCCCCAGAAGGAAAUUACUACCUUUAUACUGUAACGAUAGACUUUAAUUGCACCAAUAACGUUACAGAAUAUGGAGUAUGUGUCAUAGGGUUACAGAUGGCCAUUGAAAAGAAGAUUGAAACACUAAAAGUAUAUGAGGAUUCAGCUUUAGUAAUUUAUCAACUGAAAAGCGAAUGA
Molecule: messenger RNA, 666 nt
Organism: Durio zibethinus
Lineage: Eukaryota; Viridiplantae; Streptophyta; Magnoliopsida; Malvales; Malvaceae
Source: RefSeq, a predicted model, not a curated record